Messenger RNA from Gymnodraco acuticeps, 2146 nucleotides. RefSeq names its product complement C1q-like protein 3. Gene Ontology annotation, molecular function: protein binding. The record is from RefSeq and is a predicted model, not a curated record. NCBI's taxonomy places the organism in Eukaryota, Metazoa, Chordata, Actinopteri, Perciformes, Bathydraconidae.
GACACGAGGGGAGGGGGCUGUGCUUUAAAAAGUUAAUUAAACAUACUAAGUGUAGCGUCACUACACAUUUUUUCUCUUUAAAGGGUACCUCUCCAGCCAGCAACAUUUCACCCAAAAGCAGACAGCCGGAUCGUCCUGCGCUGACGCGGCUGGUCGGCAGGAAACGGCUAGUAGCGGCGGGGGUCCUGGGGGUCGUGAUGGUCCUGGUUCUAGUCAUCCUCAUCCCGGUUCUGGUCAACUCAGCGGGGACGGCGGCGCACUAUGAGAUGCUCGGCACCUGCAGGAUGGUGUGCGACCCGUACGGAACCAAACCCCCCACCAGCACGGCCUCGUCGGACCCGGCCCGAGACAACGGUCUCGUGCAGUCUUUACCCACUUUUAUCCAAGGUCCAAAAGAACCGGGUCGUCCGGGUAAGGCAGGACCGAGGGGACCUCCCGGUGAGCCGGGGCAUCCCGGUCCAGCGGGGCCAUCUGGAGACCGAGGGGUGUCGGGCAGACCCGGGUUACCGGGACCUCCGGGGUCCGGGGGAGCUGCAGGGGCGAUCAGCGCGGCCACCUACAGCACCGUGCCAAAGAUCGCAUUUUUCGCAGGGCUCAAAAAGCAGCACGAGGGCUACGAAGUGCUCAAGUUUGACGACGUUGUGACCAACCUGGGAAACCAUUACGACCCCAACGCGGGGAAGUUCACGUGCCCCAUCCCCGGGAUUUAUUUCUUCACUUACCACGUCCUGAUGCGCGGAGGAGACGGAACCAGCAUGUGGGCAGAUCUGUGCAAAAACAGCCAGUUGCCAUCCGCCCAGGAUGCGGACCAGAACUAUGACUAUGCCAGUAACAGCGCCGUGCUGCACCUGGAGCCAGGAGACGAGGUGUACAUCAAACUAGACGGGGGCAAAGCUCACGGAGGAAACAACAACAAGUACAGCAUCUCUGGGUUCAUCAUCUACGCUGACUAGGACGCAACGACACACUCUGACCUCAGAUAAUGCAGGACCUCGUGGCCAAAUCCUUCACCGAAUCUUCCUCAGACUUCCCUCUUUAAAAUGUGGACUAACCAGUAUAACUUUCGCCUUCAUCACCUGCAUAUUAUUUAUUUUCUAUUUUUUUGACCAACAAUCACUGUCCGAGUGACUGCGGACAAAUGCAUUAAUGAAACGAUCGGAUUGUCAAAGUGUGGGAUGCUGUCACAUGGGGAAGGAGUGCACGAAGCAUCAGUUUAGCUGUAGCUUAUGAUGGUAUUAGAGGUAAUGGUCUUAAAUGAGGUGUUAAUAGGCAACAUUAAGAGGAAUGAGUUUACAUUGGUGUGUCAUCACCCUUAAAUUUGAUUGGUCGAAAGAGAACAUCGGAUAGAAAUGGAGGGAGCUAAUGAGUAUAUCUGAAAACUGACAGUGGGGAUGAUUGUGUGCAAUAUCUAAUAUAUAAACUAUAUUCAUGGUGAUUAUGUAUAAGAAAGCCCCCAGAUAUCAUGCAUUAUAUUAAGGAAAAGCUGGUAACACUUGAACUGCAUUUUGAAACACUAUCAGCAGCCUCUCAUGUCAAAACAUAAUCACAUCUUUCAUAGAAUAGAAAACUAAUGAAAUAUCUUCUCAUCUUUAUUAUUGUUCAUGUAAUACAAUUGUAUACAAUCAAUCUAUAUCAUUAUGAUUUAAUAAUGUGCUGAUAUCUUAGCAUGGCUUUGUAACACCACUUUGUAGAAGUUCAUCAUUUCACAGUGGCCCUCUGCAAAAUACAGAUAUAAAUACAUAUGUUGUGAUAUAAAAGCUACAUGCUAGAGAUACACAUAUAUGUUUUACCCAAAGUAGCUACCAUUGAGGACGGAGAUCUCAUGUCUUUAUUUGUUUUCUUUAAGUUAUUUAUAUAUAUUUUAAUUCAAUAUAUAUUUAUAAGUCAUAGUAUUAUAAUGAUAUUGAUCUAAAUGAGGGAUUAAGUAUUUUCUCUAAAACUAUAUUACAAAUAUAUUGGGAGAUAAAUAGGAAAGGUGGAAUUCAUUGGAAUACUUUGGACACAUGACCUUAGUUUGUCCAAAAAUCCAGGCUGACUACACACUGGGUGUUUCUCAAUGUCAAGGACGCUUGCUUGGUAGCACAUGUCUUCCGAGUCACUUGCUUCAGAAGCUAGGCAAGAAUCCAUCCUGGCAUUCGGAAAACGA